GUUCUCUUUCCCUCUUACCUUUAUCCCUUUCUUUAUUCCGUAUCCACGCAAGAGAUGCUGUUCAGGUCUCUCAUUACCUCUUCUCUCGCACUUGCAUCGGUUGCGUUCGCCGCACCGGUUGACACGACCACUAAUGCUCCAUCCGACCCUACCGUCGAGACCUACAAUGCCUUUGUGCGCCCCUCAAUGAUCGUGUUCGGCGACAGCAUGUCGGACAACGGCCACAUGCCGCACUACUCCAACUACUCGCAGUACUGGGGCGGUCGGUAUAGCAACAGCUACAUGUGGAAUGAGUACACUGCGUUCCUGACUAACCUGAAACUGGAGAACUAUGCCAUCGGCGGCUCUACGACCGACAACAGCUUUGUGCCUGCCUACGGUCGUACGCAGCUGAUCCCCAGCAUCACCGAGAUUGUCAAGCAGUACAUUGCCAACAACACUGGCACGUCAAACUUCAAGAAGGUGAACUCGCUGGUGUUCAUUGACGGCGGAGGCAACGACAUUGGCUACUCCGCCGAUGGACUCAGCAAUGGUUCGAUUGACGCGACCUGGUUUGUCAGCACUCUUGUGGGCAACCAGGUAGCCAACAACUCUGUCGCCUCCAUCAAGAAGUCGCGCUCGGAUGCCAACAACGUCAGCCUGCUUGACUUGGACUCGAUGAUGUCGGUGAUUCUGGACAAGGAUGUGCUCAAGGCAAUCAACAUCACAGAUCUGUACCCGCCGUGCGCUGACUACAGCACUAACGGCGAGCAGCCCACCUUCUGCUCGGACCCUGACACCCGGUUCCUGUAUGACCCGUCACACCCCAGCGGCCGCAUCGAGUACAUUCUUGGUGUGACUGUCGCGACGAUGCUGCAGAUUCCGUUCUUCUCUUCGUCGUCUCCUCUGUAUGAUAUUGCGCACAGCGACAAGGACCACAACAUUAUUGCGUUUUCCAACUCGAUCUUUGGUUAAGAUGUCUGCCUUCCUUAAUGUUACACGUUCAA
Messenger RNA from Linderina pennispora, 986 nucleotides. RefSeq lists its product as uncharacterized. Gene Ontology annotation, molecular function: hydrolase activity, acting on ester bonds. The coding region runs from base 55 to 954 and encodes 299 amino acids. The transcript is spliced from 3 exons. The record is from RefSeq and is a predicted model, not a curated record. NCBI's taxonomy places the organism in Eukaryota, Fungi, Kickxellomycota, Kickxellomycetes, Kickxellales, Kickxellaceae.